Messenger RNA from Penicillium coprophilum, 1416 nucleotides. Its product is annotated as MCT family MFS transporter. The coding region runs from base 1 to 1416 and encodes 471 amino acids. NCBI's taxonomy places the organism in Eukaryota, Fungi, Ascomycota, Eurotiomycetes, Eurotiales, Aspergillaceae. The record is from RefSeq and is a predicted model, not a curated record. Gene Ontology annotation, cellular component: fungal-type vacuole membrane. The transcript is spliced from 4 exons. Gene Ontology annotation, biological process: transmembrane transport. Gene Ontology annotation, molecular function: transmembrane transporter activity.
AUGCAAAAGUCUGCGACCGCAUCUGUGCAAGAGCCAGUACAAGAGCCAUGGCAAUCGACCUCGACAAGCGUAGAGGAAUACCCCACAGUUUAUCCCACUGCUCAUAACUCGAACUUUGACGACGAAGCUCCCCGGUCGGCAUUUUCCAUUAUCGAGCCCCCAGCCGACCUAUCCACACUCACAACCCAUCUCACCGGUCAUAGUACCGACGACACAUUCCCUGAUGGAGGACUGCGAGCAUGGUGUGUGGUGGCGGGCUCAUUUUGUCUCUUGAUGGCUACCUUCGGCGUCAUGAAUACAACAGGAAUUCUGCAAAAUUACUUCGCUACUCAUCAGCUGGCCAGCUACUCACCCAGUGCAAUCGGCUGGAUACCGGGACUAUUCACCUUCUUUGGUUUGAGUAUCUCUGUCCAGGUUGGGCCGAUGUUUGAUCGGUAUGGCCCGAAAGCCAUUCUCAUGACUGGGACUGCAUGUUAUGUGACCGGUCUUCUGCUUCUCGCUGAAAGCCAUCUUUACUGGCACUUUGUUCUCACCCUUGGUGUUCUUUCUGGAACUGGAGCUGCACUAUUGAGUACAGUGGCAUUAGCUAGUGUGCCUCAAUGGUUUGAUCGCAAGGCGGCUCUUGCGAUUGGGAUUUCGAUGGCGGGCGCGGGUCUUGGUGGUGUGGUGUUUCCGUUUGUGCUCCGAGCUGGGUUCACCAGCCUUGGAUAUAAGUGGACAAUUCGAUUGCUCGCAUUUGUGGUGUUGGUAUUGUGUGUGCUUGGAACAAUUCUGGUGAAAGCACGUCUUCCGAAGGGCAGGAGUAAAUCAACGGUCAAUUUGCGUUCUUUGAAAGAUGCGAGGUUUACCUGGUUGACAUUGGGCAUCUUUGGUCUUGAGCUCGAGGUCUUUGCUGGUCUCGGUCUUUAUCCAACAUAUGUGAUCAUGCAAGGGUUCUCUGCGAACACCAGUGUCAUUCUUCUCGCAGUUUUAAACAUAGCCUCCACAAUAGGACGACUGGUGGCUGGAGGCGUGGCUGAUCGAUUUGGCAGAAUCAACACCCAGACUGCACUCAUUGCUCUGGGUGCCCUUGCAGUUUUUGUGGUCUGGCUGCCGUUCGGACACUCCCUGAUAGGGCUUUACAUCUUCUCAGCCAUAUUCGGAUUGGCUUCGGGAUCAUUCCUGAGUCUUGCACCAGCCUGCAUCGGGCAAAUCUCUAGGGCGAGCGAGGUUGGUGGAAGGUUUGGGUUGACAUAUUCUAUUGUCAGCUUUGCCACACUAAUCUGUAUUCCGAUUGGCGGUGAGAUGCUUGACAAAGUUGGGAAGAGAGCCAUGGUGGCAUAUUUGGGAAGUGUUCUGAUAGUCUCACUCGGUUUGUUCGUCAUGGCGAGAUGGGCCUGUUUGAGCUACCGGUGGAGGUGGCAGGCAAAGAUCUAG